UCAUCACUCCAUCCGUUUGGGAAGUUCUAGAAUUUCGAGCCUUUUUUUUCAGCUUAGUUUCAACGCAAACAAACACACACUAAAAACCGUCGAUUUAUUCAUCUCACAAACAAUCUGAGCCGUUCAUUCAAAUCCAAAAGCGCGGGAAAAUCCAAAACGUUUGUAAUAAAAAGAGAAAGCACAGAAGCCGAAGUCACACGCACGCAUUGAGAAAGCGAGAGAGAAAGAGAUUAUCAAGAAAAAAAAACACAGAGAGCAUUCUGAAGAAAUGGCACCAAAACGCAAGGCCGAGAAAGCUGCAGAGCCGGCGGCGAAGUCGGGAAGGGUGACUCGCUCCGCCACGAGACUUACUCGUUCCGGUGCCAAGAGUUCUUCUGUGGCUAACUUUAUCGAGUUACCUAACUCUACUAGGAAAUCACCGGUGAAGCCGAAGAAAGCUGAGGUUAAAGGUAAGGGCAAAGGGAAAGUGAAAGAAGAAGGUGAAGGCUCUGGAGCUGUUAAAGAAGAGACUGCCCAGACUGUUGUCGUCAUCGAGCAUUGCACGCAAUGCAAAUCUUUUAAGACGAGAGCUUCUCAAGUGAAGGAAGCUCUGGAGAGUAGCGAAUCUGAUGUUGUUGUGAAGCUGAACCCUGACAAGCCAAGAAGAGGUUGUUUUGAAAUACGCCUUGAAGAUGGAGACAAGACUUUCAUCAGCCUUUUGGACAUGAAACGUCCAUUCAAGCCGAUGAAAGAUCUUGACAUGGGCAAGGUCAUCUCGGAUAUCAUUGAUGAUUUAUCCAAUGCUAGUUGAUCUAGUUGUUUCACAAGUUCUUUCAUAGCUGAGUUGUAGUCAAUUUAGAAUUACUGGUCCAAGGCAGUCAUUUUGGGCAUGUUAACUGCCUUGAUCUUGGUUUUAGGGAAUCAUAUUCAGGUUAAAAUGCAUAUUCAGAUCAAAUAGUUGAAUUUUUUGUAACUUUCUAUUGCUUUAUGUUUACAAUUUCCAAUGGUUCCAUGAAAUUGAUUUAUUUGCUAUUUCAA
This is a messenger RNA of Lathyrus oleraceus (garden pea), 1017 nucleotides long. RefSeq lists its product as uncharacterized. The record is from RefSeq and is a predicted model, not a curated record. NCBI's taxonomy places the organism in Eukaryota, Viridiplantae, Streptophyta, Magnoliopsida, Fabales, Fabaceae. The transcript is spliced from 4 exons. Gene Ontology annotation, cellular component: Golgi apparatus. Bases 269 to 790 code for a protein of 173 amino acids.